AUGCGUUCAUUAAAUAUGCAUCCUUUGAUUCUACUCCUUGAAGAACGUCUGCAAUAUGUACACCCUAUUAUUCCAUUUGAUUCAACCGCACAUGUUGAACGUCGUUUGGCGUCCUCUAUUGGUAGCAAUCAUACUGAUGACAGUUCGAAUAUUGACAACAACUUGCCACUCAUUGUUCUAGCACUANUAGAGAUCAACUUUGCACGAAAUCCCAAACCAGCUGCUCAAGAUAUAGCCCAAUUAGCUGAUCAAUUGCAAUUGGAAAAAGAAGUUGUUCGUGUAUGGUUUUGUAAUCGACGGCAAAAGGAGAAACGUGUCACACCACCAUUAGGAAAUGGAACCGCGUCAGCAUCAACUAAUCAUCAUCAUGGAACAAGUCCAAGUCCAUCGUCAACACCAACAGGAACGACGGGAGACUAUUAUGAUUAUCAUUAUCCAACACAUUUGUAA
Molecule: messenger RNA, 450 nt
Organism: Adineta ricciae
Lineage: Eukaryota; Metazoa; Rotifera; Eurotatoria; Adinetida; Adinetidae
Source: the annotation of a GenBank genome assembly